GUGCUGCUAUAUUUCGUAUAAUUUACGUGAAGCAGACGCUGCGGCGCUUCCUCUAAUGCGGUGGAAUGAAAAGCCUACAUGUGAUGAAGAGACGGUCUUUGUCCGUUUAACCUCUCAACAGAAACAAACGACAGAGGCUUUAUUUCCGGUAAACAAGCAGGGCUACCCUUCCUGUCUCUGCAGUUUGAGUGUGCUGAGAUCUGGCCUCUUUAACCACAUUUCUUUAAACGGAUGUGUUUACGUUCAUGUCUAAUGAUCGUUGGUACGAGGGAAAAACAACAGCAGCUGUGACUGUGUACAUCCUUUGAGCUGCUUAGGUGUGAGGGAUGACAUCCACAGAGAAGUGAUGCAGCGUGAUGAGAUGGGUCAGCUGUGACUUACAUCCGAGGCCUUUGGGAGGGGGCUGUUUACUGGAUCUCACUGACAGGAGCUUUACAACUCAUCUCUGUAAACAAACAAGCUGCAGCACUGUAUCGUAUUGUAUUGAAGAGGUUCUUGGAUCCACCAUCAUACAGAGACACUGAUCUCCCUUGUUUCAGCCGGUAGAUGCUCCUCUCCCUGACGCUACUCCUGUGGAGGCUCCAGCGAUAUUUCUGCAUCAUGUUCAGCUCGGAAAGACUCACGGUGCCGGAUUAUGUCAACCGGCUGCAGAGAGGGAGGAGAGGCUCUGGCUCCGACCACCAAAGACCGGUAUCCCCGGGCAUCAGCGCCGACAUGCAGGAGGCGCUGAGCGUCUCGCUCCCCGCCCUGCGAGCCGCCGUCGGGAGGCUGAAGUCGGCCAAAGACUCGUGCGAUACGGAGGAGACCCGCCGGGGCAUCGCGGAGAUCUUCCAGCUGGUGGAGGAGGCCUGGGUCCUGCCCACCGUGGGCCGUCAGGUGGCCGAGGAGAUCUGCAACAGGGUCCGGCUGGUGGGAGGCCUAGAGCUGCUGCUUCAACUCCACCAGACACCUUCUGUGGAGAUCAUCUAUGAGUCUGCAAAACUGCUGGAGCAGAUACUGAUCUCAGACAACAGAGAUUACGUUGCUCGUAUCGGACUGGGGGUCAUCCUAAACCUGACUCGACAGCAUGAAGAUGCCCAGCUUGCUCGCAGCGUCUCUGGGAUCCUGGAGCACAUGUUCAAACACACCGAGGAGACGUCUGUCCACCUCAUCUCCAAUGGCGCCCUGGAUGCCCUUCUCUUCUGGUGCCGGGGCACGGAUCCCACAGUGCUGAGACACUGUGCUGUGGCCCUGGCUAACUGUGCCAUGUACGGGGGCCACCGCUGCCAGCGACUGAUGAUUGAAAAACAGGCGGCUGAAUGGCUUUUCCCUCUGGCUUUCUCCAAAGAGGACGAACUAAUUCGGUUCCAUGCAUGCCUGGCUGUGACUGUAUUGGCCGCAAACAAAGAAAUUGAGAAGGAGGUGGUGAAAUCUGGCACUUUGGAUCUGGUGGAGCCGUUCAUUGCUUCCUUGGAUCCGGAUGACUUUGCCCGCAAUUUAUUGGACAGAGCAGACUGCAUGCAGGGCAGGACAGCAUCUGAUCUGCAGCACUUUCUGCCUUUACUGGAUGGCACAAGAGUGGAGGGAAAGUGUAUCGCAGCCUUUUACUUUUGUGUUGAGACCAGCAUCAAGUCUCGUCAGCGCAACACUAAGAUAUUUCAAGAGAUCGGAGCAGUGCAGGGCCUAAAAAGAAUCGUCAUGUACUCCAGUAAUGGUACAGCCUGUUCCCUCGCCAAACGGGCACUGAGAAUGAUGAACGAGGAAGUUCCAUAUCGCAUCCUGCCAUGUGUUCCAAACUGGAAAAACUGUGAGGUGCAGAAGUGGCUACAGCAGGUUGGGUUCAGUGCCUACUGUGACCGUUUCAAGGAGAUGCAAGUGGACGGAGACCUCCUGCUGAACAUCACAGACCAGGAUCUGAGCAGUGACCUGGGAAUGACUGCAGGCCUCACUCGAAAAAGAUUUCUGAGGGAUCUGCGUGUGUUGAAAACCUAUGCCAACUACUCCACAUGUGACCCAAACAACAUGGCUGACUGGUUAGUUGAGGUGGACCCUCGCUUCCGUCAGUACACCUAUGGUCUGGUCCAGUCAGGCGUGGAUCGCAAUAACUUCCAGAAACUGACCGAUCAGCAGCUACAGUAUGACUGCAACAUCAACAACGGAGUACACAGAGCCAAGGUACUGUCUGCCAUUCGCCAGCCUUCAGAGCCCUGCCUCACAGACGCCCAGCCUGCAGGACCCGACGUGUUCAUAAGCUACCGUCGGACCACCGGCUCCCAGCUGGCCAGCCUUCUGAAGGUUCACCUGCAGGUUCGGGGAUACAGCGUCUUCAUAGAUGUGGAGAAACUGGAGGCCGGGAAAUUUGACGACAAACUGAUCCAGAGCGUCCAGCGAGCUAGCAACUUCAUCCUGGUCCUGUCGGCCAACGCACUCGACAAGUGCAUGGGUGAUACUGACAUGAAGGAUUGGGUGCAUAAGGAGAUAGUCACGGCCUUGGCUGGAAAGAAGACCAUAAUCCCUGUCAUAGAUAAUUUUGCAUGGCCAGAUGCUAUGUCUCUGCCAGAGGACAUGAGAUCGGUUCUCAAAUUCAACGGUGUCAAAUGGUCCCACGAGUAUCAGGAGGCCUCCGUUGAGAAGAUCCUUCGCUUUCUGAAAAAAUGCACGGACCAAAUCGAGGGCCCAGACACCCCCAAAGAGCAGGAUCAAUAAAUAAACUGACAUAAACGCAGCUAUAAUAAAUUUCAAUGAUGCCAAAUUCUACAUGGCCAAUGGUGAACUGGUCGGCAGCUUCCCCUUGCUCUGCCCAAAUGCAUGUGAAGCGAUUUUUGAUGUGCUAAUAUAAUUCGACUAAAUAUAUUGCAAACAAUACACGGAAUUGAAAAAGGUAGUUCACAUUGUAUAUAAUAAGCUCAAAGCCUUUAAUGUUAGUAUCAUACUGCCGUAUAUGUAUAUUCAGGUACGCCUUCUGUUUCUCAGGAAAACAACUGUGAUAGAUCUGCUGUCACUGACACCCAGCAACAUCAUUAUUAGCAAUCUCUGAGGCUUCCACUGACACUGACUUCCUUAUAAAAGUAUAGAGAUUCAUCUUCUGAUCAAGUCUCAUACAACACUCAUAUGACGUGUGUGUUUUGUUCUUGAGUUUGAGUUGUGGCAGAACAGAACCUGUCCUUUCAUUGAAGUGAUUUCAUGAUCAGUCUCUACGAUCGAUUAAAAGUCCGAUGGAAGCAUUUUUGAAAACAUAUGAGUAACAAGCUAUAAGUGCACGCCUAAUUUAACCAAACAGAUGUAAUGAGUGUACAGGCAAUGAAAUACAAGCGUAUAGUAUUAAUUGCUUCCUUUCCUCUGUACAAGUAGAUAAGAUCACAAGCAAUCAUGCAAUGGUAACUCCUGGAAAAUGAUGACUUCAUUUGUUUUACAGUGUUUUCUUCACUUGUUGCAACACAGUAACCUAAUACCUAACACUGUAAUUAAUUCAGUUGACUUGAGGUUUUAUCUGCCAGUGUUAAGUCUGUUGAGUAAUUACCUAUCUGCUUUUGCAGUUGAUAUUUCAUCCUUGCAAGUAUGUAAGUGUAUUCAAUAGAAGAAAUCCAGAAAUAGGACACAAACACCAGGGUUUGUG
Messenger RNA from Platichthys flesus (European flounder), 3595 nucleotides. RefSeq names its product sterile alpha and TIR motif containing 1 (gene sarm1). The record is from RefSeq and is a predicted model, not a curated record. The coding region runs from base 547 to 2685 and encodes 712 amino acids. The transcript is spliced from 8 exons. NCBI's taxonomy places the organism in Eukaryota, Metazoa, Chordata, Actinopteri, Pleuronectiformes, Pleuronectidae. Gene Ontology annotation, cellular component: dendrite. Gene Ontology annotation, molecular function: protein binding; NAD+ nucleosidase activity; signaling adaptor activity. Gene Ontology annotation, biological process: response to axon injury; negative regulation of MyD88-independent toll-like receptor signaling pathway; signal transduction.